Messenger RNA from Pelagomonas calceolata, 526 nucleotides. Lineage: Eukaryota; Pelagophyceae; Pelagomonadales; Pelagomonadaceae. The record is from the annotation of a GenBank genome assembly.
AUGAUAGGCUUCGACCCCUGCGACUGUAUCGUCGACUGCAUCGGCUCCAUCAUCUGCGACUACCUCUGCUGCUGCUGUUGCGCGCCGUCGUCGCCCGGCGACGACGGACGCGGCCGACGAUUCCGAGUUUGACGCCUUUUUGCCGUAUACAAAGGCGAUUCACGGCACCGACAAGUACGACGUCGUCCUCGUCGCCGGGCGCUUCCGCGUGGCCUGUCUGCUGGAGGCGCACGCGCACGUCGCCGCGGGAGGCACGGUCUUUCUACAAAACGCGCAACGCUACCUCGCGCUCCACUACUCCCGGAACCAGCUCGCGACGCCGCGCCGCUGGCUCCCCCACGUCACCGCGUCCUACACGCUAAACGCGGCUGGCAAGCGGCGCAUCGGCAAACGGAACAAUGCCGUGCUCCGGAAGUACUACGACGUCGUCGCGAUGACCCCGGACGUCGUCGCGCUGCGCCCGAAGCCCUCGACGAAUGCGAGUUGGGACGAAGACCUGGCCGCGGCGCGGCGGGACCCGUGCUGA